This is a messenger RNA of Thermothelomyces thermophilus ATCC 42464, 3100 nucleotides long. Its product is annotated as glutamine synthetase-like protein. Gene Ontology annotation, molecular function: hydrolase activity; glutamine synthetase activity. Lineage: Eukaryota; Fungi; Ascomycota; Sordariomycetes; Sordariales; Chaetomiaceae. The record is from RefSeq and is a predicted model, not a curated record. The transcript is spliced from 3 exons. The coding region runs from base 390 to 3044 and encodes 884 amino acids.
GAAUCCCCAAGGUACCUGAGGUAUGUAUGUACAUAUGUAUCCGCGCUAAUACCUACCUACCUAGAUAGGUACAUACUACAUGCUACGGUGUAUUCCGCACAUAACGUACGGAUUACAUACCAUGCGGAACACUACUCCGUAGGUAUUCCGACAUUGUUGAUGAGCUGAAAGUCCGCGUUGGGCCGUCAUUCUGGCAUCAUGGCGUCUUGGCGACUUCGAUUGCUUCUUUGGCCAGGCCCGACCCCUCUUGUUGAUCUGCGCAGCCCCAUUUAUUUAAGAGGGAGCAUGAUGACGUUCUUGCAUCGGAGCCCCGCACAUACGCAGAAGUGUAUGUAGUAGGCAGGUCAGCGCCGACUACAUAACACUGCGAAAGUAAGCAGCGGAGCAGCAUGGUGUCGUGGGCUGGCAUGCGCGCAACGGCCACGCCGUCCCAGGUCGACGCCGUCGCGCGCGCCAUCCGCAGCACGCCCAUCAUCGAUCAUCACGCGCACCCGCUGCUCAAGCCCGAAGCUCUCAACAAGCACCCGCUGCUGGCCAUCACUACGGAAGCGAACGGCGAUGCCAUCGACUCGACCACCACCACGCUACCCCAUCUCCGCGCCGUCCGCCAGCUGGCCUCCGUCCUGCGCUGCGGCUACACCUGGGAGGCCGUCGUGGCCGCCAUCGAGGAGAAACGACUCGAGUGCCCCGAGGACUGGACCGCCGACUGCCUGUUCGGCAUCGAGACCAUCCUGAUCGACGACGGCCUGGACGGCGAGGACGACGCGAACGCCUACCCGUGGCACGACGACUACACGCGGAGCAGGUGCAAGCGCAUCGUGCGCAUCGAGAAGAUCGCCGCCGACAUCAUCCGCCGGAUCGGCAGCGAGAGAUCCGACCAGGGAACCCAAGAUGCGUCACUAGAGGGCGCCUUUGACGGAUGGGUCCGAGAGUUUGACACGUACAUCCGGACCGCUCUCGAUGACCCCGAGGUCGUUGGCUUCAAGUCGGUCGUCUGCUACCGCACCGGACUCGACGUCGCGACCGAGCCCAUCUCGCUUCUCGAGUCACGGGCUGCUGGCGACUUCAAGAGCCUCGUCGCCGACGUCCACGCCCGCCAAAGCUUUGUAAAGCUGCGGACCAAAAGCCUGAACGACUUGGUGGUGCACCGCACCGCCCAGCUGAUCCGGGACAGUCCCUCCAGGAGGAAGAAGCCGAUCCAGUUUCAUACCGGUCUGGGAGACAGCGACCUCGCCCUGGCGAAGGCCUCACCGUCACAUCUCCAGGAGUUCAUCCGGCAGUACCCGACCGUCCCCAUCGUGCUCCUUCACGCCGGUUACCCAUUCACCCGCGAGACCGGCUACUUGGCGUCGGUAUACGACAACGUCUACGCUGAUAUCGGCGAGGUGUUUCCGUCUGUAAGCCAGGACGGCCAGGAGCGGAUCCUGCGCGAGAUCCUGGAGCUGUGCCCGUGGUCCAAGAUCCUCUGGAGCACGGACGGGCACUGGUUCCCCGAGACGUACCUGCUCGCCAUCUUACAGAUGCGGGAGGUGUUCGAAACGGUCCUGUGCGACUACGUCCGCAGAGGCCACAUGGGCUGGAGAGCCGCUAUCGAUCUCGUCAGGGACGUCCUCUUCAAGAACGCCAACAAGCUGUACCAUCUCGAACUUGACUUCUCCGAGCUGGAGGAAGAUGGGACAGCCCUCUCGCAGACCGCCUACCAGAGCGAUGCCGACACCUUCCGAGCCUUCCUGAAGAACCAGCCCGCGCCCGACUUUGUCAGGAUCUGCUGGAACGAUUUCACCGGGACGCAGCGGAUGCGCAUGAUCCCGUUCAGAAAGUUCGCCUCGCUCCUCAACGAGGGCAAGCCGACCGACAUCGGCAUCACGACGGCCGCCUUCUCCCUGACCGGGAACGAUCGCUUGGUGCCGGGCACGUACCCCACCGGCGAGUACCGGCUGCAUCCCGACUUUUCGUCCCUCAGAAAGGGGCCCGUCGAAGGGCACAUCAGCAUGAACGGCGAGUUCCGCGAUCAGUCGGGCGCGACGGGUCCCCUCUGCCCCCGCUCGGUUCUCCAGCGGGCCGUCGCGUUCGGGGCGGAGAACGACCUCUCCUUCCUCAUCGGCUUCGAGAUCGAGUUCCUCCUGGUCGAGCGCGUCCGGCUCGAGCCACGAGACGCGACGACGGCCCGCUAUUCGGCCAUCCCCACCGACGGCCACGCCUGGUCGGUCAGCCGCUACUUCGCCGACCCCAAGAUCGCCGCCCUCCUCCGCGACAUGGUCGCCACCCUCGACGAGAUGGGCAUCCACGCCGAGCAGCUCCACGCCGAGAGCGCCACCGGCCAGUUCGAGCUCGUCCUGCCGCCCUGCCCGCCCGUCGAGGCCGCCGACACGCUCCUCCACGCGCGGGACGUCAUGUCGGCCCUCGCCACCGCCGCCGGGUACAAGCUGACGCUCCACCCGAAGCCCUUCGCGCACGAGCCCGGCACCGCCUCGCACAUGCACAUGUCGCUGUCCUCGGCCGGCGGCGACCGCCCCGAGGUCUACCAGCCGCUGUACGCCGGCAUCCUCCGGCACCUGCGCGGCAUCGCCGCCUUCACGUACGCCAACCCGGCCAGCUACGAGCGCGCGACCGACGGUGCCUGGUCGGGCGGGCGGUGGGUGACGUGGGGCACGCAGAACCGCGAGACGGCCCUGCGCAAGAUAGCGGCUUCCCACUGGGAACUCAAGUGGAUGGACGGCCUGGCCAACCCGUACCUGGCCGUCGCGGCCGUCCUGUUCGCCGGCGUCAGGGGGGUCGCCGACCGCGAGCCGCUCGUGUGGGGCGACUGCGAGAUCGACCCGUCCAAGCUGACGGCCGACGACCGGAAGGAGCUGGGCGUGACCCAGAUGGUGCCCGCCAAUCUCGGGGAGGCGCUCCGGGCGCUCAAGGAGGACCGAGAGCUCGUCGAGUUCAUGGGAGCGGAGCUCGUCGACAGGUAUGUGGCUGUCAAGUCGCUCGAGCUGGAGAUUUUGGGCAAGAUGGGCGAUGAGGAGCGGAGGCAGUGGUUGAUGGGCCGGUAUUAAGCGGCAUCAGGACGGGGAACACACUUUUAAAGAGUCAAGAGAGAGGGUUGUGUGUG